Molecule: messenger RNA, 3158 nt
Organism: Nematostella vectensis (starlet sea anemone)
Lineage: Eukaryota; Metazoa; Cnidaria; Anthozoa; Actiniaria; Edwardsiidae
Exons: 27
Coding region: 143-2974 (943 amino acids)
Source: RefSeq, a predicted model, not a curated record
CCGAUGUUUCGGUAACCCUGUCUCAGCUCUGUUUUGUGGCGUUGGACGAGCCAUCGAACCGGAAAUGCUUCAGCAACAACAUGGCGGCUAGUUGGAAUCAGAUGUGACUUGUUCCUUUCUUUCGCAUACAACAACAAAGAAAAUGGAAUCAGAAAACUCAGGAUCACUUUCAAGCCAAGUGCAAGAGGAAAUAGAGAGUUUAAAGGAGUUGUACCUAACAACAUCUAAAGAGCUUGAGAACUGGCAGGACAGCGAAUUCCUUGUGUGCUGCUCAGAUGAGAAAUUUGAUGAGCUUAUCAAAUUUCUUACUCCCAAGGAUCUCCAAGGAGCUGUUCUGAUAUUUCAAAGACAAAUUGACAUUGAGAAGCAAAUAGUGAACUGCCUUGAGUCACUCAGUUGCACUGGGGCAGAUUCUGACGCAACUAAGAAACUGGUUGGACAUCAGGGAAGACUGGCUGUAUUGAGAAGCCGUGUCCUGCGUUGCUUGACCAAGCAACUCCAAGAUCAUGGCAACAAAGAAUGCGAGCUUCCACCCUGGAAAAGCCCAUCCUUCGUAACCAAGUCCCCAAGUUCUUCCACUGAUGAGGCCAUCAACAGCUGUAAUGACACUUCUGAGUAUGGAUCAAAGGACAGACAUGCCAAUAUUUCAUCUGUACAAGAAAAUCCAGGAAGCCAUACCAACACUGUACAAGGCGAAGUUACACCGGCACAAGAUGCUGCAGGUGGUUCAUCAGAGUCUGUGGAAGGUAAUAGGGACACUCAGAAGGGGAACAGCAAUGGAACAAUGAGUUCAACAAGCACACAAGCUUUUCCAGCCGCUUUGAAUGAGACACCACUCAGUGGAGCCGUGCAAACAUCUGAAAAUACAAGUAUUCACGACAAAGAGAUGACCAGUGAGGAAGGCGAUUCAACUAGUGUGGCCAACACUCAAGUGCCACCAGGGGACGGUCUUGAUCAAGAGCAGAAUGAUGAAGCUAAAGCCGUGUCAGAUGCAAACGAAUCAGCAGACGCUUCUUUGCUAAGCACCGGUCUUCAGUUUAACCCUUCUCUAGCCAAAGAAAUAACCUUAGAAUCGAGCACACCACCUCAAAGUGAAGAAAUAACAACAAAAUCGGACGAAAGAGCAGCUGCUAUCAAGGACACAGUGGACUUGAGGGAGAUGUCAGUCGUGUUGCAAAAGGCAGCAGCAGAGAACAGGAAGUCAUACCAGGAGUGGAAGCUGAAGCGACAACAGAGUGAGGAGAAGCCUGUUGACGGGAGCACAUCCCCACCCAUCAAGCCCCUCCCCUACAGAGGGGGCUCUUACAAGAAAGCCAUGGAAAAAGAAAUGAGAGGGCUAGGAUUGAAAGAGGAGGAUGCUACGAAAGUGGAGGUGGCCGAGGACCAGCCAGAUGCAGUAAUAAAAGAACGAGUAGACUUCCAAAGCUGGGACCCAACUCCAUUACUGAGGGACUUAUUUGGUCAAUUGAAGCGUGUUAAUGCUGCAGAGCCCGGCCAAUCUGGUCAGGAUAUGCCCAAUGUACGUAUGGCAGGCUACAUGGAUAAGUUACCAAGCAGCUACAAGCAAAAGAAGUCGUCUAUUUUCAAAAGCUGGAAGCGAAGACACUUCAAGGCCUUCGGGGGAAAACUUUACUAUUAUGAGGAUCACCGUUGUGCUGAACCACUUGGAAUCAUAGAGCUGAAGGACUGCUCAGUUCUGAUCAACGGCAAGAUGAUCGAGAUCAUCGAAAAGGAUGGCAGUGCUGUUCUCAAAGUUCGGUGUGCAUCGUCUACAGAAGCGGAAGAUUGGAAAGAGGCUAUAGCAGAAGAGUCUGCAAGCAACGCGGUGGACUCGCCGGGUAGCAGUCUUGCGGACUCUGUGAUCAUCAUAGACCUGGGCUCCAGUUCAGUCAAAGCAGGCUUUGCGCAAGAAGAAGCUUGGCCCCAGUCAAUUUUCCCUUGUGUCUGUGCGGUCCACAAGGAGGAUGACUCCAAUCGUAUGUACGGAUUCCAAGCCUUUGAGCCCCAGCGACGUAAGAACUCAAAACUAGUUUUUCCUCUCAGACGGACAUUCAAAAUUGAUAAGCUCAAGUUUUCUACAUCAGAUUUGAUAGGAAUCCUUGAGCACGCGUUCUUGUCCCUGAAGGUGGACCCCGUUAAACACAAGGUGAUCAUGACAAUACCACAAAACACUGGGUUACAGGAGAAGGAGGAGCUGGUUGAGAUACUGCUGGGAUAUUUCCGCGUACAAGCUGUUUACCUGCAGGAACAGUCGAUUCUAGCCAUGUACUCUUACAGUGCAGUCUCCGGUAUUGUUGUUGAUGUUGGAGAUCACAUUGAUGUGAUACCAGUGGUAGAAGGGUGUAUAAUCGAGUCUGGUGCCACGAGGUUGCCGUACGGCGGCCGACAGGUCACGGAUACCUUAGCUCGUCAUCUCACUGAGAAAGGGCACAGGUUCUUCUCUGAAGUAGAGACCUAUGUUGCAAGACUUAUCAAAGAGCAGGCUUGUUAUGUAUCAGAACAACGUGUCACAGAUGGUACUGAUGAAAUCCACUCAACAGACGUGAAUUUAGCCAAGUAUAAUCUUCCUGAUGGAACCAUAAAAGUUAGCCUUGACACUGCACGGUACCGUUGUACUGAAGGACUGUUUGAGCCUCGUCACUGGGGUAAAGACCAUCUAGGCAUUCAUGAAUUGGUCUAUAAAGCAAUCCAGGCAUGUGCAAUGGACAUUCGCAAGCAGAUGGGCAGAAGCAUCUACCUCAGUGGGGGAGGGUCCAUGAUUCCAGGUUUUGCUGAGCGCCUCCAGUUUGAAGUCAGCUCAAUGUUACCACAAUCUAGCCACGCCCAGGUUCACGCUGGUACCGAUCGCCACCAUGCUGCCUUCAUUGGAGCUUCAGUAGUUGCCAGACUCCCAAUCUUUGAUCAACUGUGCGUGUCCCAGGAGGAAUGGGAACAAGUGGGACCAGAUGCCCUUGAAAAAUGGCAGAAUUUGUAGAUAUGCAAGCAAUACUCUACACCCCAUUGACACAAAAAACAAAAAUUCAAAUAUUUUUAUCACAUAUAACCUGCACAGAGCCAUUUUUGUAAUCAAGUAAGAUUAUUCUUUGCAAAGCAGACAUAGUGUGUAAGCAAUAAAUGAAAAUAAUGCUAACAGAUGUAUUAAACCAGUGUUUUAUUUA